CUACCAUUUCUGCUCAGUAAACAAAAAUAAAGCCGCACUAAAUUGGUAGGCCUAGUUCGUGAUCGACAGAAAUGAUGACAAAUAGUUCAGACAAAGUCAACGAAGCACGCGGUUUUCAAACUCCAUCUCCAAGUAUCAAAUCCGUAUUUCUUGUAGAAACGAAGCCUUUUACUACCGCACUACCACUCCACAUGUUGGCCCAGUAGUGCGAUCGCUAUGCCUGUGGUACCCGUCUCCACCGGGGUUUCCGUCGGUGCGGUGUUGGUUUGUGCCGGUGUGCUGUGUUGUUUGUGUUGCCUGCCAGUCAGCUGUUCCCUUGUUGUUGAUAACGGGUCUGCGAAGGCGAACGGCCCGCGGUUGAUUAGCUCGGGUCUCGGUGUCAGUGAGUCCCAGGAAUAUUCAGCAGCCAAAAACAAACCACACACUCAUCUUGGAGUACCAGAGUGCAUUGAUUACCACAAGAUAAAUGUAUCACAGCAGUGUUCUUUCAUCAGAGCCACCAACGACUGCAAGAUUGAUGAGGGUUUCGUCAACUACUUGGAGGUAGCCUACUGUGACUUCUCAGUCAAGCUGCUACCUCUCGCUCUGGUUCUACUGUUUAUCUGGCUGAUUUUCCUGUUUGUUGCCCUGGGAGUCACUGCAGAAGAUUUUUUCUGUCCAUCGUUGACUGCCAUCUCCAAGUCACUCAAGCUAAGCCAGAAUAUAGCAGGUGUGACCUUCCUUGCAUUUGGCAAUGGAGCUCCAGAUAUUUUCAGUGCCAUAGCGGCGAUCUCUAACGCAAAGGAUGGCAAUGCUGGAUUGGCGAUCGGAGCUUUGUUUGGGGCUGGUGUCUUCGUGACUACAGUAGUAGCUGGGUCUGUUUCUAUUGCCCAACCCUUUGAGCUGGCCAAGAGACCGUUUCUACGAGACGCCAUUUUCUACAUCGGUGCAGCAUUCUGGACAUUCUAUGUUUUAUACACGGGGAAAAUAUGGACUGCAGAGGCAAUAGGUUUUAUUCUUCUCUACGUCGGCUAUGUAUUAUUCGUUCUGAUUGGUCGGCAGUUGUACCAAUCAAAGAUCAAGCCUUGGGAGGUACGACUGAAUGCCACAGUCAUGAACGGAACCGGCCAUGAUUUUACAGAAAGCGGCAACGUAGUUUCUACAGUACCUGACUCAGAUAGGCGGCUUUAUGGGCCUCUGCUGCGGUACGUCAGUGAAACCUACACUCCAGGCGGGAAUGUACCUGUUCCACGUGAAGACGGCGCUUCGUCACCACACAUGAAGGCGUCAGACGGAGAAACACACGUAGAUGCACUGGGUGGUGCGCGAACUAUUACCGAGGCUCUGCUAGACUCUGAGCAGGUAGUUGCUGCAUCACUGCUGGCUGGGCACGGCAUAUCAAUCAACACACCACCUGGGGGAGAGGACGGUCCGGUGGUCAGCACUCAGAACGGUCUGCCUGAUGUACAUAGAUCCUUCAUUCCUAACACUGAUGACCCAAGUACCCCGUUGCUUGGCACACGCACCAAUGACGACGAAUCGCAAUUAACCUGCAUAGCUGGGUUUGGCGGGGAAAUCAAGGAAUUCCUGCGUGGGAUCAACCCCAUCGACACGGAAAACUGGAAGGGGAAGUCCAUCAUUGGCAAAAUGUAUGAGAUCUUCAAGUCUCCAAUCCAGCUGGUGAUGCAAGCGACUGUCCCACUCGUUGACCACACCGAAGACAAACACUGUUGGAAUAGACUCCUGAACUGCUUCCAGCUCGCCAUUGGACCACUCUUCUGUGUGGUGGUCACCAAAAACUUUUCCAGGGUGGUGACAGGUAACUUCAUGCUAUGGGAACUCAUGCUGUGUGUAGGCUUCCUCUUAGCGUUGGUGGUGUACUUAACGUCCAGAUCCGAUAAGCCACCAGUCUACCACUUUUUAUUUGCAUAUUUUGCCUUUGGUGUAUCUGUGCUGUGGAUCUAUUCAGUUGCAAAUGAAAUCGUAAAUCUAUUACAGAUGUACGGACUAGUCUUCCAACUAAGUAAUGCUAUUCUGGGGCUGACGUUGUUGGCCUGGGGAAACAGCAUAGGAGAUUUGGUCUCAGACAUUGCCGUGGCUAAGCAGGGCUAUCCUAGGAUGGCUGUGGCUGCCUGCUUUGGUGGACCUCUCUUCAAUAUGCUUCUCGGCAUCGGCAUCUCAUGUACUAUCGCCUGCAUUAAACAUGGAGGCACAUUUUAUUUGGUGUCGAGCCAGCUCCAGUAUGUACUGGCAGCCGGGCUGGUCGUCAGUCUCUUCUUCUCUCUCUUCUACCACGUCUUCAGGAAGUUCCAAGCCACCAGGGUCUACGGCAUCUGCCUCUAUGUGCUCUACGUGUGCUUCCUGGUCAUUGCCAUCCUGACCGAGACCAAGGUUAUUAAGUGGUAGUGGAAGGGGCGUGGCCCAAAGGGGAUGGGGAGGGUGUGUAUUUACCUCUUCUUACCACCCCCAGGAAAAAAAAUCAUUUCUCAUUGCAUUUUAAUAACAUCAAUGUGUAUAGUGCUUUAUACCAAAGUUUCAAUAUACUUCACAAUAUUCCCAGUUCGGUAUUUCAAUGACCCGAGGUCAUUCGGUAUAACAUCGCUGAGGUGAUGUUACCUGCUGUUACGCGCACGCCCAUUCUGCUAGUAAUUGACACGCAAGCGUCGUGCGCCCACGCGUUCAUGCGCCUUCGAUCUUUUGAUUAUCCGUGACCCAUAUCGUUGUGCACAUGUGCAGUUGAAAUACCGAACUGGCUUAUUAUUACCCUUGUUCAUAGGGUAAUGAGACCAGUUUUCUGCAGCAGCUCGAGAUCAGCGCAUUCUGGUCUCUACCCUCACAGGUACCCAUUUAUACUCCUGGGUGGAGUAAGGCAAUUGAAGUAAAAUGUCUUGCCUAAGAACAUAAGCACCGUGUUCCCAUCCGGGUUCAAACCCACAUACCAUCGCACACGAGUUGGACACCGUAAGCAGUGGACCAAGGUGCUCCACUCUGUGCUAACAUAAAUGUAUGCAUAAUGGAACCAGCUCGCCAUUAUAUGGCGCUCUCAGGUGGUAGUGCAUUUAGAUGAUGGUAUAGCGUCCAAGAAAAAUAGGCAUUCCCCCUCAACCAAAGAAUACAUUGCAACCUAGUUGUAAACGAUCAUUAACCCCUUGACGCCGGUAUUGUUCGGCCAUGGACAGCUGCACAUUGGGUGGAAUGUGUACAUGCAGGCAUUCGUCCGUUGUCUAUGAAUGGAUGCGGCUAUGCAGCAGGAAUGCGGCAACAAUCUAGCAGUCCCCCGGCUUAUCAGCUUUUGUCGAGCUGUGUCUAGAGCCGUCAGCCAGUGUUAAAACAAAUAUACAUUCCAUAAUUUUAAAAUUGUGUCUGCAUGUCAUAGUUCACUUUAUAUAAAGCUACAUCAAAUAUUUUCUGCGAAAAGUUGUUACAAAUAAGACAUUUUUGCACCUAAUAUAUUUGAUAUCAAUCAUGAGACAUUGUAGAAAUGAAGUGAGAUGUGGGCUGUACAGCCUGCCCUAAAGAAACCAGCAUUAAGUUGCUCCUAAAUCUUGGAGUAAAAUACAGCAUUUAUAAUUUCAUAGUUUAUAGUUUAAUGCGUAUAUAACUUAUUGUAUUCAGGCUAGCAUUCCAGUUUUUUGUUUAAAAUUCGGGCGAUUCACAAUGCAGUGCGCCACCAAGAGUUUGCCACGAAGAGUUCAUUUUUCCCAGUGCAUUGUGGGAGAUGGUCAACAAAUUCACAGCGCGGGACAUUUGAAAUUUUUCGUUUUUCCAGUCAGCAGUUUCGUAAAGGUAUGCUUCGAGUAUCUGUUUGCUCUUUUGUUUUCUUUUUAUCAAUGUGGGUUUUUUUGUGAGGCGGCAGAACGCUAUGCCCCAAUCUAUAUAACAAAUUAGUUCAAGUUGUCUACUGACACUCAUUCAAAUGGGCCAUGUUUUGUCGACCGUAAACUAGAAAAAUGGACUCUCCAUGGCAAACUCUUGGUGGUGCACUGCAUUGUGAAACGCCCGAAUUGAUAGCACUCUUGGUUAGGCAUUUCUGCUAGAGGCAGACCAUUGUUGGAGCUAACCUUCCUACUCCAUACAGAUGAUGUGAAUUGAUGUCACUUUUUUGUUCUCUCUGGAGAUAGGAAAAUCAAAACGUAAAUGUUAGAUGUAAAUGUUAGAUGCUGGUGCAUUGAAUGGUCCUUUUAAUACACUGUCUCAUUUUAGGCGUUCCAUUGCAGGAAGAUGUAUUCAUACCUAAAUGAAUGUGAAUAUGUUGUUGAAAUUAAUAUACAUUGUUGUACAAAUAAUGAAUGUUUGUGAGUGCAAUGGUAAGAAUAAUUUCAUGAGGUGACAGAUGGAAUGUUCCAUUCCACGAAGUGAAGCCGAGUGGAAUGGAACAUUCCUGUCACCGAAUGAAAUUAUUCUUUCCUUUGCAUUCACUUUGGAAAGGAACGUGUCAUUGACAUGUGUCAAUGACAUGUGAUCAAUGACCUACCAAUCAGAUGACAGGGAUUUAUUCAGGCGUUGUAUAAAUAAAUAUGAUUAAUAUAGCCCCUCAAACUCAACAAUGCACAGACCUAAUUGUUAAAUUCUAAGAAUUGAUUUUUGUGUUUUGUAUUUUAUUUUUUUUGCUAAGGUAUUCUUUAUAACUCUAUUUAGAUAAACCUCGAUGAUGAUGUAAAUUUAAUAUGCAAAGUAGAAGCAAUCAGCAUUGGGUGUGAAAUUUCUAUAGUUCAGUACUUUAACUAAUAAAAUAAAUAAAAUUUCAAACGCUUGCCUAAGUAGACUACAUAAGGCCAAAAAAAAAAGUCUCGGGUUUCUGGUAUGGAGCUCGCCCAAAAAGUGGUGUGGC
This is a messenger RNA of Patiria miniata (bat star), 4810 nucleotides long. RefSeq names its product mitochondrial sodium/calcium exchanger protein-like. Gene Ontology annotation, cellular component: membrane. Gene Ontology annotation, molecular function: calcium:sodium antiporter activity. The transcript is spliced from 18 exons. Gene Ontology annotation, biological process: intracellular calcium ion homeostasis; transmembrane transport; monoatomic cation transport. Bases 217 to 2385 code for a protein of 722 amino acids. NCBI's taxonomy places the organism in Eukaryota, Metazoa, Echinodermata, Asteroidea, Valvatida, Asterinidae. The record is from RefSeq and is a predicted model, not a curated record.